Molecule: messenger RNA, 2711 nt
Organism: Ostrea edulis (European flat oyster)
Lineage: Eukaryota; Metazoa; Mollusca; Bivalvia; Ostreida; Ostreidae
Product: glycerol-3-phosphate phosphatase-like
Exons: 8
Coding region: 41-1015 (324 amino acids)
Cellular component (GO): cytoplasm
Molecular function (GO): phosphatase activity
Source: RefSeq, a predicted model, not a curated record
CCCUAAUCUGGUUAUCUUAUCAAGACAUACCAAAUGUUCCAUGCAUAGACGAUUCUUCUCACAGUUUAAUCGACUGGGAAACUUGAUGAAAAUGUGUGAAGAAGUGAACUCCAACCUUGCAAAAGAUAUCUUAAACAAUGUGGAUAGCUUUUUGUUCGACUGUGACGGAGUUUUAUGGAAUGCCAAUGACGUCAUUCCUGGAAGCUUAGAAACUAUCAAAGGACUGAAGGCCUUGGGGAAGAAGAUUUUCUAUGUAACCAACAACAGCACAAAGAGCAGGGCUGAAUAUGCCCAGAAAUGUAUAAAGCUCGGAUUUCCAGCUACUGAGGAUGAAAUUGUGUGUACAAGUUACAUAUCAGCUCUCUACCUACACAACAUGAACUUCAAAGGAAAGAUAUAUGUUAUGGGAAAUCCUAGCAUGGGAGCUGAACUCGACAGAUUCGGACUCAAGCAUACUGGAAUUGGCCCAGACCCCCCAGAUGAGGAUCAGGGAGCCCUUCAAGCUGUGCCUGGUUUAAACCUUGAUCCAGAGAUAAAUUGUGUCCUGGUAGGAUUUGACAAAUACAUAUCCUACCCCAAAAUAAUGAAGGCUGCAUCUUAUGCCAGACAGGAGGGCGCCCUCUUCCUGGCAACCAACGAGGACACUCAUCUCCCGAUGGACGUUCCCUAUGUUGUACCAGGUACAGGCAGCAUUGUGGCGUCCGUGAAGGUGCCAGCCAGGAAAGAACCCAUUGUGAUGGGAAAGCCAGAAAUCAAUAUGUUCAAAUGUCUACAGGAAGCACACAAUCUAGAUCCCUCUAGGUGUAUGAUGGUGGGCGAUAGGUGCAAUACAGACAUUUCAAUGGCUACAAACUGUGGGAUGAAGUCCCUCCUGGUCCUGAGCGGCGUGUCGACGUUAUCAGAUGUAGAGGAGUACAAGGCAUCAGGUGACCUGGUCCAAAGUACCUAUGUACCAACGUACUACACUAGCAAACUAGGCCAGCUGGGCAAGCUCCUUGGAUUCAGUAUAUCAUAAAGAUUUUAGAUUAGUUUAUUUUUAGAAAUAGAAGUUUACCUUUGUAAUGGACUGUUGAUCUCUCCUUUUUUAAACAACUUUAUCAAUGAAUGACUGUAAUGUUUAAUAUACAGAUUGAUUGACAUUCAACUUACGGAAAGAUAAUGGAAUAAUUGAACCUGUCUGUAAUGUCUCCAUAAUUCACAUCUUCAGAGACAGUGUUUGAAAUUGUGUGAAAUUUUAUAUUAAUUUUAAAAAAAAUAAGGAAGAUGUGAAUAUAACUUUGGUAGAUAAUUUGUUAUCUUUGCAGUAGUUUACAUGUACUUUCUUGUGUUCAUAGAGGAUGUGAAAUUGUGGGUGUGUCCAUAUCACAAAUAAAAACAACAACUAGAAUUCAUUGAAGAUUAGUGAUUUUGUGGUACAUUGUACAUGUAUCAUGCUGCCUUAAUCAUGAUAGUGUUCAUCUCUGUUAAAACCAUGUUAUUUCAGUCUCGAACUAGUGAUAUUGAAUUUAUGCAGUUUCAUUGUUUAAAAUAAUUAAUGAUUUUGUACCUAUAGUUCACAGGAAGUUACUGAAAUUCUGGUUUUUCUCUGUGAUGAUUGUUAACUGCACAAGAAAUCAAGAUUGUAAAAUUGUCUUUCUUGUAACUUUACUGUUACUCUAUGUCAGUUUAGAGCUCCUUAGAACACAUGCUUCAUUUUUAUUACGACAUGCUGACUUAAAAUAAAGCAUAUCAUUGUCUUAGAUACAUUUACAUGUAUAAGAAUUAUGUAUGAUAAAAGCCUUUCUGGAGCCGGUAAACCUCUAAAUUUUAUACCUUAAAAGAAAGAAUAAAAAUUAUUUCACGAGUAGGGGGGGGGGGGGGGGGGGGGGGGGGGGUGUCAUAGUGGAAGUUGACUUCACAAUUGUCUAAAAUUCUUGGCAAGCCAAAUUUAAAAAAAAAAACCCAAAAAAACAAUCAAAAUGUUCCUUUGCCCAAACUUCAUAAUUAUGAAUUGGAGUGGGUGGGUUAGUCCUUCAUAAGUUAACAUAUGAGUUCCACUCAUCAGUGCAGUCUUACCAUUUGAUGUUAUUAUAAAAAAAAAAAAAAAAGAGGGGGAGGGCAGUCAGCGAAUAAAUAUUUUGCAUGUAAAAAUAAGUUGUUAGAGGGGGUCACCCCUUCCAUUUUGGUUAUACAUACCUGCCUUGCUUUAAGAAAUAAUGAUCGCUUUUUCGUGUAUGUUGCAGGACAACCUCCUUGGUCUCAAAAUGUUGUUUUGAAAUAUAAAAGCCGAGGCUUUAUAUUUCAAACAACAUUUUGAGACCAAGGAGGUUAUCCAGCAACAUACACGAAUACAAGAACAUUAUUUCUAUUCUAUUACGGCUCAGAUAUAUUCAGCCAAUCAUUUUCCUAUAUAUCUACGAAUAAGGUCACUGUGAUGUCAUGGCAGUUUCCGAAACGGCCUACAUUGUUUUUUGCUGACGAAAAAGAUGAGAUGGUUUGGGGUAUUCUAAAUCUCUUUUAAAAAAAAUAUUUAGUUUGAUGUUAACAUAUCAAUUGCUUUGAAUACAGUUUUAAAAAACUUGUCUGCACCCCAUGUUAACAUGUCAUUAUGUAUCGCUCUCGGAAUGCAGACGAUUGGUUUAUACUGAAUGACAAAUGUUCUUCAUUCGUUUAUGAAUUUGUUUUACUGCAUAUAUUGAUUGAUUUUUAUGAUUUUAAAAUUGAAUCAUCAG